UGCUCGCGCUGCACUCUAUGAAAGGACGCGGACGAAUGUUUUGCGUCUCUUAUUAAACAUAGUGGGAUUACUUCACCGUUUUUCAUCAGGAGUAACAGUGGACUAAACAGAAAGAGACAAGGGGACCUCAUUAUAGGACAUCAGGAAUUAAAGGAAUUAAAGGCUUGUCAUACGUGUGCAUAUACCCCCAGUUGGUCCCACUUCGCCUGACAAAGUUUAUUUUUUUGUCGACGGUCCCAUGCAGCUGGACCUGAGUUUGAAUUAACACAUUAGAUAGGAGAUAUCGAUGUGACAGGACCCUGGACAGUGAACCAUGGUCAAGACUUUAUGGAGAUAGACAUCCUUUUCAAACAAGUAAAUAGGAAUUAUAUUUUGUAACAUUCUCUUUUUCCAAGGACUCUUUGGAGGUGUGUCCAAUAUCUAAAGCAAUUUAUCCAGCAUGGCUUCCAGCCUAACAUGUACAGGGAUGAUCUGGACUCUGGUGUCCCUGCUGAGCACAGCAGCCUCAUGUGUGGGCUUUUUUAUGCCGUACUGGCUGCUGGGCACUCAGAUGGAUAAGCCGGUGUCUUUCGGCACUUUCCGGAGGUGCUCGUAUCCUGUCCGGGAUGAAGAGAGGCAGGCCACUGUCAUGCUGGAGCAGUGUGGGCGCUAUGCAAACUUUCAGGGCAUUCCGAGCAUGGAGUGGCAAAUCUGUACAAUACUGACAGGGAUCGGAUGUGGUCUGCUUCUGCUGGUUUCGCUGACAGCGCUCAUGGGCUGCUGCAUAUCAGACCUAAUAUCCAGAACCAUCGGACGCGCAGCCGGGGGUUUACAGUUUGUUGGAGGUCUGCUCAUUGGCUCAGGAUGUGCUCUGUAUCCUCUUGGCUGGGACAGUGAGGAGGUCCGACAGACAUGCGACAACAGCUCAGACCAGUUUGAACUCGGCUCUUGCCAGAUCGGAUGGGCGUAUUACUGCACCGGGGCAGGCGCCGCCUCCGCCUUGUUGCUGUGCACUUGGCUUGCAUGUUUUGCUGGCAAGAAACAAAAGCAAUAUCCAUACUAGCAGAUCCAUAGAAGGACGGAAGCCUGAGAAACAGUGGCGAUCACCGCUGCUGCCCAAGGCAUGAUAGUUUUCCUACUUUAAUCCAACUCCAAUUCCAGUUCUCAAGCACUCUUUAGUCAUAAAGACUUGUACUGCUCAUACAGACAUUUGUGUAACAAACAUGAGCAUGAACUACUCAAGAGACUUGACUAUUGACAGUACUUCCUGUGAUCUCAUGUGAACCCAGAGACUGUUUAAUCCAAAAGGACCAAUUAUUGAUUUUUUUAUAACCACUGUUGUGACUUUUACAAGUGUGCUUAUUUCUUUUUUCUCUUGAAUUGGUAUUGUAAAAAUGAGCUCUGGUUCAGUUAUAAGAAACAUAACAGUUUACUUGAAUCUGUAUAAUGCAUUAUAAAGGUAUUCUUAAAUACAUAUGUAUAUAAGUUGUAUGUUCUUUAAAGACGUCUUUAUAGUGCAUUAAACUCUUUAAAGGUGAAACCAUGAAAAGUUAAGUAUUAUAUUGUAUUAUGUAUUAACUAUUGUUACAAUUACUGUAUUUAUAUUAAAGAUAACGCAUUGCUGUGUGUAUUAUAAAUGAUGCAUUAUAUGCAUUAUAAUCAGUGUUGGGUGUAUACAAUUAAGAAGUGAUUAGUCAAAAAAGUAAUGUAACACAUUACAAUUAAAAUUAUUGUAAUGAGAUUUCCAAGUUUUAAAGUAGUACUUAUAAUAAAUUUCAAAUAUGAAUUCAUAUGUAUGACUGUUAGCAUUUUGAAUGAGCGGAAAACCAAAAACUUUUCUAUGAAAAGUGUUUUAGAAAGAAAUGUGAUUGUAUGUGGUUAUUUCUUUAGAGAAUAAUUAAUAAUUUGUUGUGGAUUACUUAUUUUGAGUAACUUACCAAACACUGAUUAUAAUGCUAUAUAUAUAUAUAUAUAUUUCAAGUAAAGUGUUAUGAUAUGUUCAUUACUAUUGUGAAGUGUUUAUAUUUAUAUACAGUGUGAAAUGCAAUAAUAUUCUUGGUUAAUAUCUCUAUAUUGACGCUUUGUUUUAAAGCUUGAUACUUUUUAUAUAAAUGUAUGUUAGACAUAGAGAGUACAAUAUAUGUUCUGAUGAAAUAUGCUUUUGGCUUAUUGACAUAUUGUGUUACAA
Messenger RNA from Xyrauchen texanus (razorback sucker), 2167 nucleotides. Its product is annotated as LHFPL tetraspan subfamily member 6 protein-like. NCBI's taxonomy places the organism in Eukaryota, Metazoa, Chordata, Actinopteri, Cypriniformes, Catostomidae. The coding region runs from base 440 to 1042 and encodes 200 amino acids. The record is from RefSeq and is a predicted model, not a curated record. The transcript is spliced from 4 exons. Gene Ontology annotation, cellular component: membrane.